Molecule: messenger RNA, 3213 nt
Organism: Aspergillus glaucus CBS 516.65
Lineage: Eukaryota; Fungi; Ascomycota; Eurotiomycetes; Eurotiales; Aspergillaceae
Exons: 14
Coding region: 1-3213 (1070 amino acids)
Molecular function (GO): acetylpyruvate hydrolase activity; hydrolase activity, acting on carbon-nitrogen (but not peptide) bonds
Source: RefSeq, a predicted model, not a curated record
AUGGCCCCUGGUCUUGUUGAAACAACCUUGCCUUAUAUCAAUGGAGCCUCAAAGCAACAUACCGACAGGCCCAGAGAGGUUUGGGGCACGCCUUUAUCGACACGAAAGCUCUCUCCCCAUGAUGUUGUCCACUUUGAUUCGGGUUUGAAGCCUCGUGCUCACCGGAUAGCUUCAAAUUCAUCUGCGUCGAAGAUCUUGCUCUUGAACGUUCAGGUCUUGGAUUCUACCGGAGCGCAGCCAUACUCUGGUGAUGUCUUCAUUGAGGGAGAACGCAUUCGCUAUGUCGGAACGGUCCCUGGAGUUGAAAGACUGCGCGUCGACCCCAGCGUCAAGGUCAUCCACGGCAAUGGACGAACCCUUAUGUCUGGCUUGGGAGACGCCCAUACCCACCUCACUUGGAAUGGAGGGGCCUUAGAUAACUUGGGUGACCUCGGCAUCGAGGAGCACACGCUGUGCACGGCCCGAUCCGCUAUGAUGUACUUGGAUUCUGGAUACACAAUGUGCUUUGGUGCCGCCUCAGCAAAAGACCGCCUGGAUAGCGUUGUCCGCGAUGCCAUCAAUCAGGGAAUAUUGCCAGGGCCGCGUUAUUUGGCAAAUGCCAGAGAGAUCGCUCGGAGGGGAGGCGAGCUUGCUGCAGAAAUUACUGCAUUUGCAGAUGGACCGUUGGAGAUGCGAGAGAUUAUACGGAGUCAUGCAAAAAUCGGGGUAGAUCAGAUCAAGUUGAGCAUGUCUGGGGAAGAUAUGGUAGAUACUAGGCCUGCAAAUGACUGCUACUUUAUUGACGACGAAGUGGCGGCAUGUGUUGAUGAAGCACAUCGUCAUGGACUGCGGGUCUGCUCUCACGCUCGAUCUCGCGAUUCAAUUGCCCAAUGCAUCAAGCACGGCGUCGACGUGAUAUACCACGCCAGCUACAUGGAUGAGGAGACCAUGGAUGCACUCGAAAAGAACAAGCAUCGGCACGUCGUCGCUCCCGGUCUCAACUGGCUCUAUGCAACUCUUCACGAUGCGGCUCCCUUUGGCAUAUCGUACAGUCAAGCCGAGGAGACCGGCUACAAAAAGGAAUUGGAGGCAGCCAUCAGGGGCUGCAAGGAAAUGCAUGAAAGGGGCAUUACUGUUCUUCCGGGAGGUGAUUACGGCUUCGCGUGGACGCCUCAUGGUACAUAUGCUCGAGACCUAGAGCAUUUCGUCAAGUUACUCGACUAUACACCGAUGGAAACUAUCAUCGCCGCGACUGCCGGAGUGGCAAAAAUGUUUAUGCAAGAGCAUGAGCUCGGUAAGGUUCAACCAGGUUAUUAUGCAGACUGCAUCCUGGUAGACGGAAACCCUCUGAGAGAUAUCAGCAUUCUUCAAGACCAUGACCGGCUCAACGUUAUCAUGAUCAAUGGAAGAAUCCACAAAGCCUCUCCAAAAGACUUCGCACAGCAGUUGACUAGUGCGCCUGCUAUUGAAGAGGCUGUACCCCAGGAAAAUCACUUCAGCAACUACGUUACCUACCUGGAUGAGCAGGGCAAGCAGCGUGUGGGACACCUUGACCUUGACACAUCAAGGGCGACCCCAUUAGCUAUGCCGUCUGGAGCUCCCAUCAGCUCAUUGUAUCAAGUCAUCGAGCUGAAGAAUGAAGUUGCUCCGGUGGGCGAGCCUAUACCCCUCGAGGAGGCUCGGAUUCUACCUCCCUUCAGUGAUCGUGAUAUCCUAGCAGUGGGUAAAAACUACGCAGAGCAUGCUGUAGAAUUCAACAAAAGUGGAUAUGACUCAAGCGACAAGAUUGACCAACCAUCGCAUCCAGUCAUCUUUACCAAGCGGUCCACGAGCAUAAUUGCCAGUGGUGAAGAGAUAUACCCUCAUCCUGAGUUCACUGAGUCUCUUGACUAUGAAGGCGAGAUUGGUGUGGUUCUUGGGAGGUCAGGGUACCAGAUCCCAGAGGAGGAAGCGAUGGAUUAUGUUUGGGGUUAUACCAUCAUCAAUGAUGUUACCGCACGCGAAAGACAGAGAGACCAUAAGCAGUUCUAUAUCGGAAAAUCCGCAGACACGUUUUGUCCAAUGGGACCCAUUGCCGUGCCGGCUGAAUACCUCCCCAAGAAGCUCCGCGUGCAAACCUUUGUCAAUGGCGAGAAGCGCCAGGAUGCUACGACAGACGACCUUAUAUUCUCCAUCCCCACUCUGAUCAAGACUCUUUCUGCGGGUACUACCCUCAGAGCAGGUGAUGUGAUUGCUACUGGUACCCCUGCCGGAGUUGGAUUUGGGCAGAAUCCGGUUCGGUUUUUGAAACCUGGUGAUCGAGUUGAGGUUGAGGUCACCGGACUUGGUCGUCUCCAAAAUGUCGUUGGCACUGCAUCGGAGAAGUCGAGCAACGAGUACAUUCCGGAAUCCUAUCUCCCAGAACUCAAUUUGGAGACUACCGCUGGUGGUAUCGGUUUAACAUGUAUAGAAGGAAAGCAGAUGAACAUCAAAAAGAUCGGAAACGGCCCCGAAACAGCAAUCUUUGUCCAUGGUCUCGGUGGCACUAGCGAAUACUUUACUCCUAUCGUCAAGUCCAGUGACUUCGAGUCCCGGUUUACAAGCUAUGUCUACGACCUGGAAGGUCACGGUUUAACACCCACCAACAUCGCAUCUCGGGUUUCAAUUGACAGCUAUGCCGACGACCUCGCCAACAUCAUCGACUUUACCAGCACUACCGCGCCAAUCACCCUCACCGCACACUCAAUGGGCAGUCUCAUCGCCAUAACAUAUGCCCUCCGCAACCCAUCCAGGAUCAAGAACCUAAUCCUCAUGGGCCCCGUCUCAACUCCCCUCCCACCAUCAGCUAGACAAGCCCUAACCGCCCGCGCGCAAGUAGUCCGGAAUAAGGGCCUCCUCGGCUCCGGAACUGCUGACGCAGUCAGCGACGCAGGAACUUCCUCCGCAACGAAAAUGUUCCAACCAGUCGCAUAUACCGCAGUCCGGUCCUCUCUUCUGAACACAAAGCCAGAAGGAUACGCAAAGGCUUGCACAGCACUUGCCGGGUGUGAGGCAUUAUCAAUUGAGAAAUUAUCAAUGCCAGUAUUGGUCAUGACUGGUGAUGAGGACAAAACGGCGCCGGUUCAGGCUGUAACUGCUAAUGUGCAUGAGCGGUUGCCAGACUCGAGGUUGGAGGUUUUGAGGUGUACGGGGCAUUGGCAUGUUUAUGAGAAUCCGGAGGGGGUUGCGAGGGCUGUUAGGUCGUUUCUGGCCUGA